AGGAAGACCAAAACGUGGAGCGGAUAACAAGUCCACUCGGCUGUAACAAGCCGUGUGGAGGUUUUUUACAAUAUAUGAUCCCCUCGAAACUGAUUAUGGUGUGACAGCUUGAUAAAUCUCCUCUUUACAAUGGGAAAGAUAAGUCGUCAGCAGUUGAUGAUAUUCAGCAGUGUAUAUGUUGCAUAUACACUGUAUGUAUAUGUCCGGCGGUCUUUUUCCUACACUAUUCCAAUACUGGUCACCGAAGGGAGACUAGACAAGAAACAACUAGGGCUCAUCAUCAGCAGUCAGUCCCUGGCUUACACCCUCAGUAAGUUUGGCUGUGGUAUCCUAGGGGACUUUGUGAGCCCUCGUAUCCUGCUGUGUGUUGGGUUGGCUUGUACUGGACUGACCGCCAUUAUUUUCACAGGAUUUGAUUCAGUGUUUCUCCUCAGUUUCUGGUGGUUCCUCAAUGGCGUGGCUAAUGGACCAGGGUGGACCUCCAUUGGUCGAAUCCUGAAAGCAUGGUGCUCCCCAGAGCAGUUUGGGACUGUAUGGAGUGUUGUGUCCACAUCAAUGAACCUGGCAGGAACAGUUGGGCCUAUCGUCACCACCCUGCUGGUUACAAAGCUGGGCUGGAGGUACUGCAUCCAAAUCGCAGGGUCGGCUGCUGUUGUGGUGGCACUAUUUUGUUUUGCUGUUGUGAAAGACAGACCUGGCUCUGAAACAGUCAACCAAAGAAAAAAUGAUAAAAAGAAAGAUGACAAAGAACCUGAAACAAAUAUAUCACGUAAGGAGUUGCUGUUCUUGCCUGGUUUCCUUGGUAACUGUUGCUGUUACUUGGGAACAGCUCUAGUCCAGCACGGUGUGCUACAGUGGUCCCAGCUCUUCAUUGUGCAGGAGAAGCACCAGUCUGUGCUCACAGGAAGUGGUUUCCUGAGCAGCGUCGACAUUGGAGGCUUUGUGGGAUCAUUUCUGGCAGGCUACCUAUCUGAUUACAUGGUUUCCAAGAAUCCCGGUAUACCUAGGCCUGUCAUUAGGAAGACACUGGUGCUGUAUUUUGAGAUUCUGCUUGGUUGUGUGCUGUACUUUUUCACUGUUCAUAUAUCAGAGGCCUCAUCCAGUGCCACUAUGACAGUGGUAGGUUUCCUAAUAGGAGUAGGUACUUACGGACCCAUCGCUAUGUUUGGAGUCAUGGCCAUGGAAUCAGCUCCAGACAAAAUUGCUGGCACUGCCCAUGCAAUAUCAAGCAUGUUUUCUAAUUUUGGUCUGUUGUUAGCAGGCUUCCCUCUCAGCUACGUUUCUAGUCUCCUGGACUGGCAGACGUCAUUUCUUCUUCUGGUCACCCUAGUCAUCAUCAUUGUCUCGUACCUUCUGCUGAAACUCAAGGCAGAGUUGUCUUCCUUUAAGUCGGCCUCAGGGAAAAGGUGCAAUGUUUUUACAGUUGUAUUCCAUUGACAGUAUAACCAAUGUUUAAUAUUCUGUUUUGGAAGUCUUGUGCAAGAAUGUUGAAAUGAAGUGAUCUGUGGUUUCAUCAAUGUUGGUGGGCAUCUAUUUUUUUUGGAUUUAAUGAAAAGCACAAUAUAUAAUAUGAUUUUUUGUUAACAAUAAUCCAUUAAUGCAAUGCGUUAUUAAUUCUAAAUUGCACUGUGAUUACGGUUAUAUUUCAUUUUGUCUAUCUACUCAUUAACAAAAUCCAUGAGAAUUGAUGUUCACCAAAUUUUGAUGAAACCACCCAUAGUAUACAUGAAUAAAGGGCAUUCCUUUUGUGUAUUUUUAUUUAUAUAUUAAUUUAAAAAGUAAAAAACUAUUCAAUGAUUUUCUUUUACUUGAUUUAGUAAUUUUUGGUAACAUUAUAUUUGAACUUUAUUUCACUUUGAAAUUACACUUAGGAAAAAUUUUAAUGCUGAAAUUUGAUAUAAAAUAUUUUUUUAGUGAAGAAUCAGGAUACCAAAUGAUUUCCUUAAGAACAUAUUCCUAUUUAAACAAAAAUAAAACUGUUUUUAGACAUGUACUUGUGUUCGAAAGGUAGAGUUUUUUCAGUAGUAGUACAUGAAAUUUUGCUAGUCUAAGACUUCUGGGCAAGAUUUAAGAAUAAAUGUUAUUUAUAUUACUAUUUAGGUAUACUGGUACAUUUAAUAUGCAGAAUUACAUUUUGUGAAUUAUGUUAGUUUUGAAUAAGCUGAUAUUUCAGUUUGAAAUGAUUUUAUGGUGUACUGUUAAUGCACCGUUUCAAACUUUAUUUUACAAACAUUAAAUGUCUCACUUUAAGAAUCUUAAUGGUAGCACCGUUUUAAUUACUCAUUUGUUCAUGUGAAUGUAUGAACCUUAAAUGUAUGCAUGUGUCUGCCACUCAGCUUUUUUUGUGUAAAAAAAAGAUUGGUAAACUAGAUGCAGAAUUUUUUUUUUUUUAAGGUCAACUUAUUGAUUAUUUUUGGUUAUAUUUUUGUUAUUUAUUUUUAAAGUUCAAAUGAACAAUCAAAUAUUCUGAUUAAUUUUUUUUUAUUAGUAUUCAGCUUUUACAAAAGUGUUGCACAGGUGGAGGUAUUUUUGGAUGCAUAGCAGGUUUACAAAUAUGUUGAAUGCAUAUCAAUUACAUGUAUAAUUUUUUGAGAAAAAAAAACACUACUUAUUUUUCUGUUCCUUAAAAAGUAAUGCUUAUUUUUUAGUGUAGUAAGUGCGUGACUAAAUACAAUUUUAUAAUACCAGAUUAAUAUAAAAUUUAAAAAAAUGAUUUGGGAAAUGACAAUUGCUUAAACUCCAGGCACAGUUCUAGAUUUUAUUUCCUGGGAAGUCCAAGGGAUUAUUAUUUUUUUUUUUGGGGGGGGGGAGAAGUCUGGAACUAUGGCCAUUUUUUUGGUAAUACCUGUAACAUUGACCACAGUUAAGCUUGAACUCAAAACCCUGUGGUUUAAUAACCAGAGGCUAUAUAUUUGCUGUGCUUAAGGUUUACCCACUUUGUAAUGCUAGAAUAUGUAGUGCUGAUAUGAAUGUGGCAGUAAUGCCCCUAUAUUACUGUGAACCAAACUUUUAUUUUUGUGCAAGAUAUUUUUGCAAGAUUCAAGAGAGUCUCAUUGUCCCAAAUAUUUCUUGCCACAAAUCAGUCUUUGCCAUAAUAGUUACAGUAUAUUAACAAAACAGUUGUGCAUGGAUAAAGCCUUGUUGCAAAAAUAAGUUGCCAUGAGCCAGUUCAUCUCGGAUUAAUUGCCAAAAAGGUUGUCGUGAAUAAAAAUUGUUUUACAGUAUCCACACUAUAUGUAUCACACCUGCCUAUGAAUUGAGUGAUAUCUGAAUAUGUAGUCAGUCAAUGAUCCCGAUACAUUUGUACUUCAUAUAACUGAUGAGACUAUCAGUAUCGUUUCUGAUAUGAUUCUUUUGUAAGCAUACAUUGACUUUAAAUCAUUCUAAAGUCUACAAUUUGCUCAAGUGGUUUUUUUUUAGGGGGGGGGAUGGAUUGAAAAAGGGUUGGUGCUGAUUUAAUGUUUUAUGCUGUUUUGUGAACAUCGAUUUGCCAACUUUUUUGUGACAUUUUGGUACUUGAAAGAGUACAUGAUUACAAAAUUUGUAAUCGUAAUCUUAUGCAAGGAAGUUGAAAGAAGUGUUAUAAAUCUUUAUUAACUCAUUGAAUUGCCACAGACUACUCAAAAAUUGUCAUAAAUAAUUUUAAGAUCCAGAUUUAAAUACAGGUUUGUGCAGGGAUAGGGAUUUUUUUUUAUCAUCAAUGUUGAAUUGAAUGUUUGAUUUUCUUUUUCAUGUUCAAAUUUGUGGAUAUAAAGGUACAUAAAAGUACAUAUAUGAGUCUACAUGUAUUGAUUUUUAGACUAUUCUGUAUGUGUUAUACCAGGUAUAUAUAUGUUAUACAAGGCAUGCAAAACUGUGUUCAAAAUUAUUUUUCUAUACAAUCCUUUUGUAUUGUAAUACAUCUAUUUUGAAUAUUUAACUGUAAUAUGUCUGAAGUUCAUAAAAACUAUGACUUCGUUUGUGGUAGAUAAAUUGUGUUAUCACA
Magallana angulata is the source of this 3985-nucleotide messenger RNA. Its product is annotated as glucose-6-phosphate exchanger SLC37A4-like. Gene Ontology annotation, cellular component: endoplasmic reticulum membrane. The coding region runs from base 130 to 1437 and encodes 435 amino acids. The record is from RefSeq and is a predicted model, not a curated record. Lineage: Eukaryota; Metazoa; Mollusca; Bivalvia; Ostreida; Ostreidae. Gene Ontology annotation, biological process: phosphate ion transmembrane transport; glucose-6-phosphate transport. The transcript is spliced from 11 exons. Gene Ontology annotation, molecular function: glucose 6-phosphate:phosphate antiporter activity.